Molecule: messenger RNA, 1723 nt
Organism: Musa acuminata AAA Group (dessert banana)
Lineage: Eukaryota; Viridiplantae; Streptophyta; Magnoliopsida; Zingiberales; Musaceae
Exons: 7
Coding region: 299-1516 (405 amino acids)
Cellular component (GO): endoplasmic reticulum
Molecular function (GO): calcium ion binding
Source: RefSeq, a predicted model, not a curated record
AGAUGCUAAUAUCCGAAGAACAACAGCUUACAGCCAUCAUAAUGUCAUCCGCUAGUCAAAACGCUCAAUUCAAAUGAGUCUAUUACAUUAGCUGCACCAAUUUCAAGUACUUGGAAAUCACUGCUCCUUCGUCGGGACGAAAAGGGGCAAAUUAAUUAUCCCCGAGUUCCUAUCCCUGUUAUAUUGUAACUCUCGGGGCUUUUACGCCGUCGGAUGCCUGAUCCGUUUCAAACGUAUGCUCCAAACAGCAAGCUUCCCCACUGGCUAAUAGCUCGCUCGUGGGCCCCGUCAGGAACCAAUGCGAAGACUUGAUUUCUGUGUUCGAUGUCUUGACAGAGACACGAGAGUGAGUGGCACGCCCCUGUUUACAUCCGCCGCAGCCGUAUGCUUUCCAUGUGAUACGAGAAGUUUGUUCACGCGAGCGAUCCUGCGCGCGAUGGCGAGAUCCUCCGUCUUGCUCUAUCUGAGCGUGGUGCUCUUCAUCGUCCUGCUCCUCACCUUCGCCCCGAACCGCCCUAAUCACCCCCACCGCCGUCUCAGACUCCGCUCCGCCAUGUCCGGCCACGACCGUCGCAGCAUUCCCUUCGACCCUAUCAUCGCCGACAUAGAGCGCCGCCGCGAGGACCGCGAGUGGGAGCGGGCCAACUUCUUCCCCCAGGGCCACGCCCCCGCCAUGGAGGCCCAGCCCGAGUGGGAGGACUUCAUGGACGCCGAGGACUUCAUCAACGACGAGGAGCGCUUCAAUGUUACCGACCGCAUCGUAAAGCUUUUUCCCAAGAUCGACGUUAGCCCCGCCGACGGCUUCGUCAGCUCCGAUGAGCUUACGGAGUGGAAUCUCAGGCAGGUGGAGAAGGAGGUGAUGCACCGGACGCAGCGGGACAUGGAGCUCCAUGACAGGAACCACGACGGCUUCAUCUCGUUCGAGGAAUCCGAGCCGCCCAGCUGGGUUCAUCGAUACCAUGAUGAUAAUUCAACUGGUGAUCAAGUGGGGUGGUGGAAAGAGGAUCACUUUAACGCUUCAGAUAUGGAUGGCGAUGGUCUUCUUAAUUUGACAGAGUUCAAUGACUUUCUUCAUCCAGCAAACACUAACAGUCCCAAACUGAUCCAGUGGUUGUCCAAGGAAGAAAUUAGGGAAAGAGAUAAAGAUAAAGAUGGGAAGCUUAAUUUUCAAGAGUUUUUUAAUGGCUUAUUUGACUUAAUCAGGAGAGAUGAUAUUUAUAACCUUACACAUGUAUCUGAUGCUUCAACAGAGGCACCAGCUAAAAAGCUAUUCUCGCAGCUUGACCACAACAAAGAUGGAUACUUGUCUGAAGAUGAGUUGAUACCUGUAAUUGGUGAUCUACACCCAUCGGAGCAUUACUAUGCUAAGCAACAGGCUGACUAUGUUGCUUCAGAGGCAGACACGGAUAAAGAUGGACGCUUAAAUUUGAAAGAGAUGAUUGAAAAUCCAUAUGUAUUCUAUAGUGCUAUCAUUCCCGAGGAAGACGAUUAUAACUAUCAUGAUGAGUUCCGUUAGUUAUCCAGCUAAUUCAUUCGAGACACUGAUGUAUAUGAUAGUAGAUUCCUGUGAAUUUGUGCUGUUUGAUCACCCGGUCUUUUCUCUUUGCUUUUUAGCGUCGGAGUAGCAACAUAAGGAUUGUAUUUGUCUUUCUUUCUUAACCCGGCCGUGUAUCAUUGAUCGACAAAAUCGUCCUUUGGAUUUUUAUCAAAUAACACCCCAUAA